Molecule: messenger RNA, 189 nt
Organism: Lottia gigantea (owl limpet)
Lineage: Eukaryota; Metazoa; Mollusca; Gastropoda; Lottiidae
Exons: 1
Source: RefSeq, a predicted model, not a curated record
AAAUACCAUACCACCAUAUCAGGAGGCAAAUACCAUGCCGACAUAUCAGAAGGCAAAUACCAUACCACCAUAUCAGGAGGCAAAUACCAUACCACCAUAUCAGGAGGAAAAUACCAUACCACCAUAUCAGGAGGCAAAUACCAUACCACCAUAUCAGGAGGCAAAUACCAUACCACCAUAUCAGGAGGA